AUGGAGCCGCCGCCCACCCUGUACCUGGUGAAGCUCUAUGUCUACGACCUGUCCAAGGGCAUGGCCCGGCGCCUCAGCCCCCUCAUGCUGGGGAAACAGCUGGAUGGGAUCUGGCACACCUCCAUAAUUGUCCAUAAGGAUGAGUUCUUCUAUGGCAGUGGUGGGAUUUCCAGCUGUGCACCUGGAGGGACGUUGCUCGGGCCCCCAGACUCAGUUGUAGACCUCGGGAGCACAGAAGUUACAGAAGAAAUUUUCCUGGAAUACUUGUCCUCGCUGGGAGAAUCCAUGUUCCGAGGAGAGUCUUAUAACCUCUUUGAACAUAACUGCAACACCUUUAGUAACGAAGUGGCGCAGUUCCUGACAGGAAGAAAGAUCCCUUCCUACAUUACUGACCUUCCGUCCGAAGUCCUUUCCACACCCUUUGGACAAGCUUUGAGGCCUCUCCUGGACUCCAUCCAGAUCCAGCCACCUGGUGGUAAUACCUUCCGCAGACAUAAUGGACAGAGCUAA
Messenger RNA from Emys orbicularis (European pond turtle), 510 nucleotides. It is a transcript of the gene DESI1, whose product is annotated as desumoylating isopeptidase 1. The transcript has 6 exons. NCBI's taxonomy places the organism in Eukaryota, Metazoa, Chordata, Testudines, Emydidae. Gene Ontology annotation, molecular function: peptidase activity. The coding region runs from base 1 to 510 and encodes 169 amino acids. The record is from RefSeq and is a predicted model, not a curated record. Gene Ontology annotation, biological process: protein modification by small protein removal.